ACUCCACUCUUAAGUUUCAUUUGUGUCAAAGUGAAAGUGUUUGUGAUUCAGGAGAGAUGGCGCAGAAAGCAGUCGACACAGAAGCCUUUUCCUGCUCCGUGUGUUUGGAUCUACUGAAGGAUCCCGUGACUAUUCCCUGUGGACACAGCUACUGCAGGAACUGUGUCCAACAGCACUGGGACCAAGAGGACCACAAGAGGCUCUACAGCUGUCCUGAAUGUCGCCUCACCUUCAGCCCCAGACCUGCCCUGGUCAAAAACGUCAUGUUAUCAGGUUUAGUAGAACAACUGAGGAAGACUGGACUCACAGCGCCCCCUGCUGACCGCUGCUAUGCCGGACCUCAGGAUGUGUCCUGUGAUGUGUGCACUGGGAGGAAGCUGAAAGCUGUCCAGUCCUGUCUGCAGUGUGUGGCCUCUUACUGUGAGCGCCACCUACAGCCUCAUUAUGACUCUGCAGCGUUUAAGAAACACCAGCUGGUGGCGCCCUCACACACACUCCAGGAAAACAUCUGCUCUGAACACGACGAAGUGAAGAAGAUGUUCUGCCGCACUGAGCAGCAGAGCAUCUGCUACCUCUGCUCUGUGGACCAGCACAAGGGCCACGACACAGUGUCCUCUGCAGCAGAGAGGGCUCAGAGACAGGCAGAGCUGCCGGCCAGGAGGGCCCUGCUGCUCCAGAACCUCCAGCACAAAGACACAGACCUGAAGAAGCUCCAACAGGAGGCCCAGGAGAUCAGCCGCUCUGCCCAGACAGCAGUGCAGCGCAGCGGGGACAGCUUCACAGAGAUGGUCCUUCUCCUGGAGAAAAGACGCUCUGAAGUGGAGCAGCAGAUCCGCUCCCAGGAGCAGACCCAACUGAGCCGAGUCCAAGAGCUCCAGGACCAAGUGCAGCAGGACGUGAGUGAGCUGAAGAGGAGCCUCUCGGAGCUGGACACACUGGCCCUCACCCAGGAUCAUAACCAGUUUCUACAGCUCUACACUUCACUGUCCACAGACACACAGAGCACAGAGCCAGUCAGGAUUGACACACGGCCCCGGAGAUACUUUGAGGACGUGAACAGAGCUGUGUCCAAGCUCAGGGACAAAGUGCAGCUCACUCUGGAGGAGGAUCUGACCAACGUCUCACAGGCUCUGAGUGGUGUGGAUGUUUUACUGUCACCAGCUGAACCCAGCUCCAGAGAGGACUUCUUACAAUACUCUACAGAAAUCACUCUGGACACAAACACAGUGAACACCAGACUGUCUCUGUCUGAUGGAGACAGAAGAGCAACAGUUAUGAGUAAAAAACAGAGUUAUCCUGAUCAUCCAGACAGAUUCAGUGUCUAUAAUCAGGUCCUGAGCAGAGAGGGUCUGACGGGCCGCUGUUACUGGGAGGUGCAGUGGAGCGGGGACUGGGUCUGUAUAGCAGUUUCAUACAAGGAUAUUCAGAGAAAAGUCUCUGUUGAAUCUGCAUUUGGAUUCAAUGAUAAAUCCUGGGCCUUAGACUGUACCAAAACAAGUUAUUCAUUUAUAUUUAACUCAGUCAGGUCCCAGGUCUCAGGUCCGGUCUCGUCCAGAAUCGGGGUUUACCUGGACCACAGUGCAGGGGUUUUGUCGUUUUACAGCGUCUCUGAAAGUACCAUGAGCCUCCUCCACAGAGUCCAGACCACUUUCACUCAGCCUCUCUACACUGGGGUGUGUUUGGGCGGGACAACUGGAAACACUGCACAUUUCCCUAAACUCAAAUAGAAGCUUUGUUCUCCACAGUUUGGAUUAAAUUUGUACCUUUUAUUUUUAAAUAAUGAGUUAAAGGUUUAAAUUAUGAUUUAUGAGGGUUUCCCCAAAAUAUUGAUACUUUCUAACCUAUUCUGAAACAAUAUCAAAACUAGAUUCUCAUUUGAACAAGUAUCAAUAGUGAAAAAAUAAAAUAAAAAUAAAUGAAUGAAUAAAUAAAUAAAUAAAUAGAAGAAACUUUUUCUUAACUUUUGCUGAAUAUACAUUUUAGAUUUGGUCUGUAUCAGAUCUAGUAUAAGAGCACAUUGUAAAAUUAUAAAGAACCUAUGAAGAAACUCUUGUUAUUUUGUGUUGAAAGUUACAUUCUGUUGUCUGAGGAAAUAUUCUGCUUAUUAUUUUUGUGGUUUCAAAAUCAAUCUUGAAAUUUUAACUCUGGUUUUAUAUAGAAUUGUAUUUUCAACAGUGACGGAGAAAAUAUUCAAUUUCUUUUACUUACGUAAAAGUAUUAGAUGAUAAAAAAAAUGUUAAUGUAAAAAUAUAAUUAUAAAACAUUAAAGUACCAGUUUAAAAAUGUAUUUAAAGAAUAAAAAGUUAAAGUAUUUCACACAGAUUGUGAGAUCUUAUAAAACUUCAAAUGUAGUGAUUUUGAUAAAUAUUUGUGUUGAAAUUUGUUCAACAGAAACAAUAGAAUCAGUCAUUUUUUUAGUAUGUGUUUUUAUUUGUAAAUGUUUAUUUGCUCAAACUACAAACAUGUUCCAAAUAAACCCUCAGCCUUUUCAACACGUCUCAGACAAUAAUAAAAAAUACUUUGACUUUUCAGUUCAGUUCAAAAAUGUAGUGGAGUAGAAAGUACAAAUACCUGCUCUCAAAUGUAAUCAAGUAAAAAUAAAAAGUAUCCAGUACAUACUUUUUUUUUUUUUUUUACUUAAGUACAGUACUUUUCUACUUUUACUUUGUUACAUUCCAGCAGUGAUUUCCAGCUGCAUUAUGGUGAUUAUUUUGUCAAACAUUUAUAAACUUGCUGAAACAUGUGGAGAAUUAAUCUUGUGACAAAACCUGCCACACGUUCCAUAAUAUUGAGUCAGAAUGUUGUGUGUCGCACUACAACACAAUGAUGCACUAUUACUGUCACACUAUUAGUGGAAAACUACACACAUAUUCUCAACAUGUUUCAAAUCAGAGCAUUUUCACUUGAUGUUCACAUGUUCUUCCUCAUGUCAUGGAACUGUGUCACUCUUUUCUUUAUCAUCAUGUCAAACUCGGAUUGUCUUCUAUCAUUUCAAUCAACACCAAUCACACUGUGUUUGUUCUGGGUUUCCUCUGUGUACAUUUGCACUGUGUUUUGUUCACUUUUAAAGUCUCACUGUGGAACUUUUGUGCUGGAGGUUUUGUCUGGAAUGUUCCACAGUAUGGCAUUAACCUGAUCUAUAUUGUGUUUAUUCAAUGACAGAUGUUUUAUUGCUCAAAAUCCAUCAUAGUUCUGAUGUGUAACUUGAAUCAUAAUUGUAAAAGUUGUUUGUGGUCACAUCAUGGGGAACACUGGUUCUACAAUGGGGAAGGUUUUACACUCUUUAAAUCAACAAUAAAUUCAUAAAUCAC
Boleophthalmus pectinirostris (great blue-spotted mudskipper) is the source of this 3311-nucleotide messenger RNA. RefSeq names its product tripartite motif-containing protein 16-like. Gene Ontology annotation, molecular function: zinc ion binding; protein binding. The transcript has a single exon. Lineage: Eukaryota; Metazoa; Chordata; Actinopteri; Gobiiformes; Gobiidae. The record is from RefSeq and is a predicted model, not a curated record. Bases 57 to 1727 code for a protein of 556 amino acids.